This is a messenger RNA of Peromyscus eremicus (cactus mouse), 2974 nucleotides long. It is a transcript of the gene Pcsk4, whose product is annotated as proprotein convertase subtilisin/kexin type 4. NCBI's taxonomy places the organism in Eukaryota, Metazoa, Chordata, Mammalia, Rodentia, Cricetidae. Gene Ontology annotation, biological process: peptide hormone processing. Gene Ontology annotation, cellular component: Golgi membrane; trans-Golgi network. Gene Ontology annotation, molecular function: serine-type endopeptidase activity. The record is from RefSeq and is a predicted model, not a curated record.
GGGGCGCCAGGCUACCUGUGCGUUGAUUGGUCAAGAGGGAGUGGCUCGGUACUGAUUGGACAAGCCGUUGAUUAUUGACGGUGAGCGGUUAAAAGUGGGUGGAGCUAGCUGAGGAACAGGUGGGAGGUGCCCGGUUGAGAUCAGUGCUGAUUGGACAGACCAGAGAAGGCGGAGUUGAUCACAAAGGAGGCGGGACUACAGUGGAAAAGGACGAUGCUGAUUGGAAGACCUAGGGAGGCAGGGCUGAUUCUCGAAGGAGGGGCAUAGAGGAAAGUGGGCGGAGCCAAAUAAAAGGUUGAGGGUAUCCCUGUGAUCUUGAACCUGCUCCUAAGGGCCAAAUAGAGGGGUUGUCCUUGUAUAAGUGGGGAAACUGAGGCCCCCGCAAGCUUAGGUCUGUGUGGAUGUCUCUCCAUGUGGGAUAUUCCCACCCCUCAUGGGUAGGGGGGAAAGAGGAAACCGCAAGGCCCCUUGGGAGUUGAAAGCUUCAGGGUUGCUAUGGUGUCCGGGAUGGCCCCGCCCCCCGCCCCGCCCCCCGCUAUGCGGCCCUCCCCGACUGCGCUGUGGCUGGGUCUGGCUUUGGCUUUGGCCCUCCCGGCUGUGGGGUGGGCCUCAGCCCGGGCCCCUAUCUAUGUCAGCAGCUGGGCCGUGCGGGUGACCAAAGGUUACCAGGAGGCUGAGCGCCUGGCACGUAAAUUUGGCUUCGUCAACCUGGGACAGAUCUUCCCUGACGACCAGUAUUUCCAUCUACGGCACCGGGGUGUGGCCCAGCAGUCCCUGACCCCGCACUGGGGCCACCGUCUGCGCCUGAAGAAAGAGCCCAAGGUGCAGUGGUUUGAGCAGCAGACCGUGCGGCGGCGGGUGAAGCGCUCCCUGGUGGUGCCCACAGACCCCUGGUUUUCCAAGCAGUGGUACAUGAACAAUGAGAUACAGCCAGAUCUCAAUAUCCUGAAGGUUUGGAACCAGGGACUCACCGGCCGGGGAGUGGUGGUCUCCAUCUUGGAUGACGGCAUUGAGAAGGACCACCCGGACCUCUGGGCUAAUUAUGACCCUCUGGCCAGCUAUGACUUCAAUGACUAUGACCCAGAUCCCCAGCCUCGCUACACACCCAGCGAUGAGAACCGGCAUGGGACCCGCUGCGCUGGGGAGGUGUCUGCCACAGCUAACAACGGCUUCUGUGGCGCUGGUGUGGCCUUCAACGCCAGGAUUGGAGGCGUGCGCAUGCUGGAUGGAACCAUCACGGACAUCGUGGAGGCACAGUCCCUCAGCCUGCAGCCGCAACACAUUCACAUCUAUAGCGCCAGCUGGGGGCCUGAGGACGACGGCCGCACUGUGGACGGACCCGGCAUACUCACUCGGGAGGCCUUCAGGCGUGGCGUGACCAAGGGCCGCCAAGGGCUGGGCACACUGUUCAUCUGGGCCUCGGGGAACGGCGGCCUCCACUACGACAACUGCAACUGCGACGGCUACACCAACAGCAUCCACACGCUGUCCGUGGGCAGCACCACGCGGCAGGGCCGAGUGCCCUGGUACAGCGAGGCCUGCGCCUCCACCUUCACCACCACCUUCAGCAGCGGAGUGGCCACCGACCCCCAGAUCGUCACCACGGACCUGCACCACCAGUGCACGGACAAGCACACGGGCACCUCGGCCUCCGCCCCUCUGGCCGCCGGCAUGAUCGCCCUGGCUCUGGAGGCCAACCCGCUCCUGACCUGGAGGGACCUGCAGCACCUGGUGGUCCGCGCGUCCAGGCCGGCGCAGCUGCAGGCGGAGGACUGGAGGAUCAACGGCGUGGGGCGCCAAGUGAGCCACCACUACGGCUACGGGCUGCUGGACGCGGGGCUCCUGGUGGACCUGGCUCGCGUGUGGCUGCCCACGCAGCCGCAGAAGAAAUGUGUCAUUCGGGUGGUGCACACCCCCACCUCCAUCCUGCCCCGGAUGCUGGUGUCGAAGAACGUGUCUGCGUGCUCGUACGGCUCGCACCGCCUCAUCCGCUCGCUCGAGCACGUGCAGGUGCAGCUGUCCCUCUCCUACAGCCGCCGCGGGGACCUGGAGAUCUCCCUCACCAGCCCCAUGGGCACGCGCUCCACGCUUGUGGCCAUCAGACCCUUGGAUAUCAGCGGCCAAGGCUACAACAACUGGAUCUUCAUGUCCACCCACUACUGGGAUGAGGACCCGCAGGGCCUGUGGACCCUGGGCCUGGAGAACAAGGGCUACUACUUUAACACAGGAACUCUGUUCUACUACACACUGCUGCUGUACGGGACGGCCGAGGACAUGACAGCGCGGCCCCAGGGCCCCCAGGUGACCAGCCGCGUGUGUGCAGAGGGACACAGAGGGGCUGCGCCAGGAAAGCCAUGUUCCCCCCGCCAGCCUGGCCUGGCUCUGCCUCCUCUCCAGCCGGCAGUGGUGGCUCCACAGCCACGCAGAGCAGCCAGUGACCGCGGGACAGGCCAGCUGUCACCCUCCUGUUACACCUGCUGGGGCAGCUUGACCAGCGACUACACUGCCUGUCCCCUGUCCCUAGUGCUGGAUGAGCUCCAGGGCUCCUCCAAGGCCUGCCAUCUCCGGCGGCACCCCGGCUACCAGUCCCGGGCCAUGGCGCUGGCCCCGCUGGCCAGAGCCUUCGGGAGACCCCUCUCGGCUUGAGGAAGGCCCACCCACCCCAGGCUAGACGCCCCAAAGCCCGAGACCCUGAAGGCUGGGGAGCCAGAGAUGCCUGACUCAAAGGACAGAAGGGCAGUACCCCAAGGCCCCGCUCCCAGGCUGGAAUAGGACCCUGCCCCCAAAAGGCCCUGGCAGAUCAUCGGGAGGCCACCGCGUGGGCCACGGCUGCUCCUGCUGGAAGAGGUGUCUUCUCACUCGUUUUGGAGCAGGACACGGGGUGCAGUGGGCAGAGGUCAGACCACAGCCACAGUCCCUUCCCUGCCCUGUGUCUGACCUCAUAGUUGGUAAAUAAAAGUUAAAUGGAUGUCCA